AUGGCGUUGAGAUUAGCCGCAACCAAACGAAUCCCCAAUAAUACCAUCAUCGCCCUUGAACAACAACAGCGAGGCUACUGGCAAGAAGUGGUUCGGGUGCGACGGGAUCGCAAGGGAAAGGUCAAGCACGAGGACCCCGGAUUGGUGGUCAAUAGAUUUCAAGAGCAACGAAGAUCCGAUGGAGAAGGCUUGUUGGCACUCCACUCGUAUAAUGACAAACACGAAAAGGCAUGGAUGAAGCGCAAGCGAUUGCAAGAAAAGCGACGAUAUGAUUUCGACAAGAAACACGUUAUGGAUUUGGCCAAGUACAUUCAAUUUGUGCAAGAUAACAAAGGAAAAUAG
Cylindrotheca closterium is the source of this 342-nucleotide messenger RNA. Lineage: Eukaryota; Bacillariophyta; Bacillariophyceae; Bacillariales; Bacillariaceae. The record is from the annotation of a GenBank genome assembly.